Molecule: messenger RNA, 2201 nt
Organism: Neolamprologus brichardi
Lineage: Eukaryota; Metazoa; Chordata; Actinopteri; Cichliformes; Cichlidae
Gene: lmo2
Product: LIM domain only 2 (rhombotin-like 1)
Biological process (GO): positive regulation of transcription by RNA polymerase II
Cellular component (GO): nucleus
Molecular function (GO): DNA-binding transcription factor binding; transcription coactivator activity
Source: RefSeq, a predicted model, not a curated record
GGUGUGGGAGGGGGGUGUAUUUAAAACACGAUGCUGCUGCUACUGCACAAUAACGGUGCCCGCUGCUUCAUGUGGAGUCGCGCGCCUGUGAAAAGGCACGCACGGACACGGAGAGCCACGCAAGUGACCUUCUGAUCGCAUCAGACGGCGUGUGCAUUUUAAUAAAAGAGCGAACAGGCAGCAAAGUCCCUGCGGGGUGAGGAGUCACACUUGGAAAAAAAGACGCGAAGUCUCUCCGCGGGUCACUGCCUCAGGAAAUGAUGACAGUGUCCUCCAUCACGGCUUAGCCGCCUAAAGCAAACACUUCGCGUCUUGCGGCCAUUUCGUCUGGACUCAGCUGCCUUCGAUUGAACACGUUUGAAAGCCUGACGCGGGCUGCUGGUGGUGCUGGUGGUGCCUCGGAGGGGGAGCAGGUGCAGCGCCCGCACGCAGCUUCGCUUCGCGGGUCCCCACUGAGCUUGCUGGCCGGUGACUUCAAAAUCUAAUCUGGUGGACCAGGCUGGACAUCAUCUUUGAAGAAUGACAUCCACUAUAGAGAGGAAGACGCUGGAGGCCAGCGAGGAACCGGUGGAUGAGGUCCUCCAGAUGCCUCCAUCUCUGCUGACUUGCGGUGGAUGUCAGCAGAGCAUUGGUGACAGAUUCUUCCUGAAGGCCAUCGAGCAGUACUGGCACGAGGACUGCCUGAGCUGCGAUCUGUGUGGCUGUCGGUUGGGGGAGGUGGGCCGUCGUCUCUACUACAAGCUGGGAAGAAAACUGUGUCGGAGAGAUUACCUCAGGCUUUUUGGCCAGGACGGUCUCUGCGCCUCCUGUGAAAAGAGGAUCCGAGCGUUUGAGAUGACGAUGCGUGUGCGGGACAAGGUUUACCAUCUGGAGUGCUUCAAGUGCGCUGCCUGCCAGAAGCACUUCUGCGUGGGUGAUCGUUACCUUCUCAUCAACUCAGACAUUGUGUGCGAGCAGGACAUCUUUGAGUGGACCAAGCUCAACAACAAUAAUAUGGUUUAGGAGGCUGUCUUCUUCCCCCUUGAUUCAAAGGGAAUGGACUACUGAUAGACAUUUUAUAUUUAAAAUGCAGGCUUUAUAAUGCGUUUGAAAUCAAUAUGGAAUCAUUAAAAAAAGCAAACGAGGGGCUACAUCUCUGCAUGUCUCCCUGAUGGGGACUAAUGAAGACUGCACCAGCAAUAACCGAGAGCUUUUUUAUUGAAGGCAAAAAAUAAAUGCUCCAAUACUGACAAUGUUUAAAAAUGCAAUAUUGGUCAUUUGUUGUACGCUGGAACUUUAGAACAAAAAGAAGAUAAAAAAAAAUAUUUGUCCAGUUUCUUGUAGUCUUUACACUGAGCAGAUCAGCAGCUUGUCUUUUAUGGAUUUGUAAUUUCUUAAUACUUUCCCAGCACUAAUUAUUUUUGAACUUUGUUAAAAGAAUGCGUCUCUCUCUAAAUCUAAACAUACAUUAACUUAAUGCUUAUUCAUUGUAACUGUAAUAUGUUAAAGCAGUGGUUGUCGGGCUUUAUUUUGCAUGCCUCCAGUAAGAAGCUGAGAAGAGAUCACCCACCGUAUCACUUCCACCAACAUAUAUUUCUUCAUAUUUUUAUGAAAAAUUAACGAAACAAGCAUUGAAGCUGAAUUUAAAUCAAAUUCAAGUCAUCAUUAUAGCGCUCCACUUCAUUCAUCCAACUUAAGUUGAUAAUUUUCCACAUACAACCAAGGUCCACUUCACAGUUUGUGAAACAAUCUCUUAAAGUCAUUGUUUGCCUGUGGACAAAUUUAAAAUGCUUGAAUGGCCUGCUGCACUGGCUGAUUCACUAGAAAUUAGGUGGAAUGAAUGAAGUGGAUGUGUGCCAGGUGAAUGCCGUGUCUGUACAUCUACGAUUGUUUCUGAAAGUUUUCAAGAAAAUUUGUGAGAAUUUAUUAGGAAAUUACAGACCUGUAAUUAAAGCAUUACCUGAUUUUCAUAUUAUAAAUGAAAAACAACAUCCACUUAUUUAAAGAAAAGAAAAGAAGUUCUGAUCAGAAUGAUUAUGUAUUACCGGGUUGAACUGGUGGCGCCCUCUAGUGGUCAAGGAACCCAUGCAAUUCUUGUUUUACUGACUUUUUAGAGGUUUUGCAUGCAUCUUUUGUAAUUUUACCUAUUCUCUGGACAUCCAUUCAAGACUUUUUGUAUAUUAACCUUGAAUUUAUUUAAUAAAUGACAAUUCAGAGCAAUA